AUGAGCAUCGGUUCCACCUCCAUCUCGACAUCCGCCGGUACAGCCAUGCGUACCGUCGUCGUCCUUGGUGCCGCGUAUGGCGGUGCUCACGCCGCACAGAUGCUGGGUGCGAGCCUGCCGGCCAACUACCGCGUGCUGGUCGUGGACCGCAACUCCCACAUGAACCACGUCUACGUUUUCCCACGCUUCAUCACCGUCCCCCGCCUUGCACCCAAGGGCUUCAUCCCGUAUUACAACAUGUUCGCCUACCCUCCUCUCGACUUUAGCAAGCCGAAGGAGGAAGUCGACAAGGAGAUUGCUGAACGCGCCAAGGCCGCCAAGUCACUCCCUACCCCUCCAGCGACACGCGAUGGCUCACCAGAGCCCGACACGCGCCACGAGUUCAUUCAGGCCAACGUUGUGUCUCUGUCCAAGAACAGCCUGACCAUCCUCAAGCCGGACGCGGAGGGCAGCUACGACGGAGUCAAGGAUGACGGCAGCGACGCGCCGUCCGAUCGCCUUUGCACGAUCGACUUUGACUACUGCAUCUACGCACUGGGCGCGGGUCUCCCCGCACCUUGUGACGUGUGGGGCGAGUACGGACGCACCCAGCUCCCUGGUCGCGGUACCAAGGCUGGAGGUCUGAACUGGAUGAACACCCGUGGCGAGCUUUUGGCAAAGGCAGAGCGCAUUGUGCUUGUCGGCGCCGGCGCUCUGGGCAUUCAGUUUGCGACCGACCUCAAGGACCUCUAUCCUUCCAAGGAGGUUACUCUCCUCCACUCGCGUACCCGCGUGCUGCCCAGGUAUCCCCAGGAGAUGCACGACGAGGUGAUCAAGGGACUGGAGCGUGCUGGCGUCCAGGUGGUUCUUGGAGAACGUGUCACCGAGUGGCCCGAGAACCCUGACGUUCUUGGCGAGCCCAAGGUCGUUCGCACCGACAAGGGCAGCGAGUUCACUGCCGACCUCGUUCUCGCGUGCACUGGCCAGAAGCCCCACGUUGACCUGGUUCGUGGCCUCGGCGACGUGAUUGCCGACACUGGCCGCAUCCGCGUCAAGCCCACUACGCAGAUCCAGGUCGGUCCCAUUUCGGAAGAACCCAAGUCGGACAGCAUCUCGGCUGCUGUGGAGAAGCUCUCUCUGGAGCCCAGCGAGACCCUCGACCACAUCUUUGCGGUCGGUGACUGCGCGGACACGACUGCUAUCCAGGCCGGGCACACCGCCUACUGGCAGGGCGAGGUUGCGGUUCGCAACCUCCUGCGCCUCGUCAAAGCUCGCGAGGGCGAGGACCUCGAGGAGCUCGAGACCUAUGCUCCCGGCGCACCAGCAAUCAAGGUCACUUUGGGUCUCAAGCACUACGUGAUUGCCAAUGCGGAUGGUGUCAAGCCCGGUGACGACGGUGUGGAGGACCUCCAGGCCAGGCUGAUGUGGCCGACCUUCAAUGCGGGAGAGUUUGACGACGACGCUUAG
Apiotrichum porosum is the source of this 1446-nucleotide messenger RNA. RefSeq lists its product as uncharacterized. The record is from RefSeq and is a predicted model, not a curated record. Gene Ontology annotation, molecular function: flavin adenine dinucleotide binding; electron-transferring-flavoprotein dehydrogenase activity. The transcript has 3 exons. Gene Ontology annotation, cellular component: cytoplasm. Bases 1 to 1446 code for a protein of 481 amino acids. NCBI's taxonomy places the organism in Eukaryota, Fungi, Basidiomycota, Tremellomycetes, Trichosporonales, Trichosporonaceae.